AUGGACCCCCGUUAUAGUGCUCAAGACAUCCUCCUCUGUGACCUGUGUCAAAAAGCUGCAUUACAGAGUCAUUGUGAACUUUGUCAGAUUAACCUGUGUAAGGCCUGUGUAGGAGAGCAUCUCUCUGAUUCAUCCAAAAGACACAAUGUGGUACCAUACAAACAAAGGACUUCUAUUCCUAACUUCCCAAAAUGUACAAACCACACCCAAAAACAUUGUGAACUUUACUGUGAGCAAUGUGACAUUCCUGUCUGUUCUACCUGCAUCUACUCUGGGAAACAUAAAGGACACGAUUUUUCAUAUGCUCUACAGAAACUCAGUUCUAAACCAAAAAUUUUAGAAAACGACUUGGAAGAACUAGAGGAAAAUAUCUACCCUACAUACGAAGAAAUUACAUCAGAUCUUAACUCUGAAAAAGUCAACUUGGAAAAACAUUACGAGAAACUGACAACAGCUGUCACCAAACAAGGAGAAGACUUGCACAGAGAAAUUGACAUCAUUAUCAACAAACAGAAAUCUGAAAUUGAUGAGAUGAAAAAAGAACACUUGGCUGCUCUAAAUAAACAGCAAAAAGAAUUCAAACAGAUUACUUUAGAUAUAAAACAAAGCAUAGCUGAUCUGAAGAGAAUACUGGACUCCAAUGAUGUCUCCCUUACAUCUGCUUACAAAUCAAAGAAUGUCGAAUUCAGGAUUCUACCUCCUAAAUUCAACGUCAUAUUACCAAGUUUCUCUCCAAAUCAAAUUAAAAAAGAAACGCUAAAUCAAAUGUUUGGUUCCCUGUCAGCAUUUUCCAUUACAAAAGAAGAACAUGGCUACACAAUGAAGACAUCUAAAGCUGUAUCCUCUCCUCCAGUGAAACCACUGCUUGAUAAACCAGAGCUCACCACCACCAUAGACACUCGGUAUAAUCUAUACAGUGUUUCCUGUCUCAGUGAUGAAGAAAUCUGGACUUGCGGGAAUGAUAAAAUCUUGAAACUCUUCAACCUUGAAGGUAAACUACUGAAGUCAAUCCAAACCAAGUCACGGAACAUAGCACUUGACAUAGCAGUGACAAUGAGUGGAGAUCUAGUUUAUUCUGACUAUGAUACAAAAACUGUUAACAUAGUGAAAAAUAAACAGAUACAGGAAGUGAUCAGACUACAGAGAUGGAUACCUUGUGAGAACAGGAACCUGAAUAUCUGUGUGGCUGACAACGGAGCCAGAGCAGUAGUGGUGGUUAAUCAGGCAGGAAAACUCCUAUUUAGAUAUACUGGUCAUCCCUCCACUACCAAAGGAUUUUUUGAUCCACACGGCAUCACAACAGAUAGUCAGAGUCACAUUCUGACAACUGAUACAUCCCAACACUGUAUCCACAUCCUAGAUCAGGACGGACAGUUCCUCCGUUACAUUGAUAACUGUGAUCUGCAGCAUCCAUGGGGUUUAUGUGUUGACACCGUAGAUAACCUCUUUGUGGCCGAGUGUUCCAGUUAUAAAGUGAAGAAAAUAAAAUACAUGUAA
Messenger RNA from Saccostrea cuccullata (small rock oyster), 1497 nucleotides. Its product is annotated as E3 ubiquitin-protein ligase TRIM36-like. Lineage: Eukaryota; Metazoa; Mollusca; Bivalvia; Ostreida; Ostreidae. Gene Ontology annotation, molecular function: protein binding; zinc ion binding; ubiquitin protein ligase activity. The transcript has 2 exons. The coding region runs from base 1 to 1497 and encodes 498 amino acids. The record is from RefSeq and is a predicted model, not a curated record.